AUGCCUCAGGCAUUUCUUUCACUGUACAAGAACUGUCAACUGGCCGCGUUUUUGCCCGAAGGAACCAACGAAGCGGCUCUUUAUACCUACGAAAAGAUUGAUGGGGCUCUUUAUGCGAUCACUUAUACAAUUUCUUUGACGAGUAGCCUUAUUCAGGAGAAAAGGCAAAUAUUUAUUGAUUUUUCAACUUUUUGAUGACUUUUUUAUCACGUGCAAUAUAAACUUUCAUAUUGCAGUAGAGAACUGAUCCCUGGCUCACCGCAACAUGUGGUUUGGAAUGCUAGAUUGCAAAGAAUUGGAGUCAUUUACCAAAACGGAAAUGGGUAUCAAAAUUUAAAAAGUCAUUUUUUUGACUGCACAGUGCAAAAAAAGUUUGAUUUUUUCACUGCACAGUGCAAAAAGGCAUAAUUUUUUGUUUGCAUAGUGCAAAAAAACCUUUAUUUUUUGAUUGGCCAUGGCAAAAAAGUCUGGUUUUUUGAUUGCACAGUGCAAAAGAGACCGAUUUUAAGACUGCACAGUGCAAACAGUUUGCUUUUUUUGACUGCACAGUGCAAGAAAACCUUGAUUUUUACUGCACAGUGAAAAAGAAGUUUCAUUUUUUGAUUGCACAGUGCAAAAAAGUUUGAUUUUUUGACCGCACAGUGCAAAAAAGCUCCAUUUUUUCGACUGCAAAGUGCAAUGAAAAAUUCGGGACAAAUACUGAGAAUUUUGCACCGUGCGGAUAAUCUAUUGUAUACCGUUCCGUAUGGUAUACAAUAGAUUUGUGCACUGUGCAGAUUAAAUAUUUGUUUGGCUGCACAGUGCAUUAUUCCUGUGCAUUCCUCUGCACUGGGCGAUUUGAUUUUUUGUCGCGAUUUUUUUGCACUGUGCAUCAUCAAAUUUUUUCGACUGCACUGUGCGCCCCGCAAAACUUUGGUAAUUUAUUUUUCAGCUCAAAAAUCGCGCUUGAUGACAUGUCUUUGGGGGUGGAAGACAAUAUUCGACCGGAUAAUAUUGUAAUCACCCCGGAUUUCACCGAUUUCAUCCUCCAAACAUCGGUUUUACGGCAGUUUCCAGGUGAAAAUAAGACCCAAUUUGUCGGGAAUUUUGACUCGAAUGGAGUUAGAUUCUCAUAUCAAAGGCAUUUGGACGUGUUAUAUGUGUUUACCGCCGAGAAAUGCAAUCAAAUUUUUGAUUACUCAACACUCGUAAGGAUAAAAAAAAAUUUUUUCUUUAAUUUUGAUAUUGGCAUUACCAAAAAAAAUUUUUUAGAAAGAGGUAAAGGACAGCGACCUAAUUCCCUGUACGCCAAAUGAGGGGAUUUUCCAGCCAGGCCCUUCCGAUGCAGUUUAUGAUUUUGUAAGUCCAAAUUGUCAGCUUUUUUGAUAUUUUUUUCGGUUUCUUUUGCGUAUCUCACCAAGGAUUGUGCUCAACAAGAGUGGACAAAUCUCCAGAAUUACUCUGCGGCUUAUUUUCGGUUCAAAGUAAGCUAUUCUACAACAUUUUCAUAUUGAAUUUCGAUUGCACAGUGCAAAAAAAAAUUUCUUCUGCACGGUGCGAAAAAGAAUUUUUUUGCCCAGUGCGGACUUUUUUCUAUUUUUUUUUGUUUUGCACUGUGCAGUUUCUUUUUCUAACUGUCAGUUUUUACUGCACGGUGCGAGUUGACAUUUUUUUUAUUUCUUUUGCAAUGUGCGAGAAAGAAAUUUUUUUGCACAGUGCGGACCUUUCUCUAUCUUUUUUUUGGCUUUGCACUGUGCGAUUUUUUUCUGACUGUCAAUGUUUACCGCACGGUGCAAGUAAAACUUUAUUCACUCCUUUUGCACUGUGCGAGAAAGCAAAAUUUUCCCGCACCGUGCGAAUUUUUUGUCACUGCACAGUGCAAAUAGAAGAAAAUUGCUUCCCCAUUUGUCCGCACGGUGCAUAAAAGAGUCAUUCUUGUCUUUUGCACAGUGCGGAAUUUUUUUUUUGCACGUACAGUGGCGGACUUGAUUCAGUGGCAAAAAAAUGUUCCAUUUUGUAUCCAGGAAGUAUCAAAAAAGCAGCAAAAUACCUCCCUCUCUAAGUUAAAAAACUCCGAUUUCAAAAGCGCCCCCGCGGGGCAAAAAGAGCGGGGCCCUGCUCUUUUUGUGAGGGAAAGCCGCUCUUCAAAAAGGAGUUUUUUCACUUGGAGAGGGAGGUAUUUUGCUGCUUUUUUAUACUUCCUGAAUACAAAAUGGAACAUUUUUUUGCCACUGGGUCCAGACUGUACGUGCAAAAAAAUACAAAAAAAAUCAAAAAAAAAUGUUUAAUUAUAUUGAACUCGACUCUUUUUACAAACUUUUUGUACUGCAAUUAGCGUUGAUCUGUCCUAAUUUUAGCAAGAAAACACCGGAGAUUCCGAUCCAUACAUUCCGGCGGGAUUGGAAAGACCAAGUGAACUUCGAAUUAUAACCUCCCUGGCUGUUGCAAAUGGCAUCCUUGUCAUUUCCAUUACAGCAUUGCUCGGAUUAUUUUUGUAUUAUCAGUUCAAGAAAACGCAGAAGGAGAAAACAUAUGUAAAUUGAGCCAAAAGUUCAUGAAAUAAUAUAAAUUUAGAUGAUGACAGUAACUGAAAGAACUGAGCUAGAUGGGAAUACGGUGGAAUCUCGUCUUACUGUAGUCAAAACUGCGUUUUCCCCAAUGAAUAUGACAAAGGAUACUACGACCGUUGUCUCCAGAGCUAUUCCAGUGGUAAGCAAGUUUUUGCACUGUGCGGAAAAAGCUAUUCAAAAAAGGGGAAUGUUUACACCGUGCGGUUGACAAUCGCGUUCCUCGCACUGUGCGGAGAAAAACGAGUUUCAAUUGCACUGUGCGGAUUGUUUUUGAAUUCAAAUUUUCGCACAGUGCGAUGGAACCAAAAGUUCGGUUGCACUGUGCAAUGGAACCGAAACUUCGAUUGCACAGUGCGAUGGAACCGAAACUUCGAUUGCACAGUGCGAUGGAACCGAAACUUCGAUUGCACUGUGCGAUGGAACCGAAAGUUCGAUUGCACUGUGCAGUGGAACAAAAAGUUCGAUUGCACAGUGCAACGGAACAGAAAGUUCAAUUGCACUGUGCAAUGGAACCGAAACUUCGAUUGCACAGUGCAAUGGAACCAAAAGUUCGAUUGCACUGUGCAGUGGAACAAAAAGUUCGAUUGCACAGUGCGAUGGAACCGAAAGUUCGAUUGCACAGUGCAACGGAACAGAAAGUUCUAUUGCACCGUGCAAGUCCUUCUCUGAAAGGCACCUGAAUUGCACUGUGCAGAUGGAACAUCCCCUUUGACCGCACAGUGCAACGAAAGAAAAAUUUUCAUUGCACCGUGCGGAAUUUUUCUCCGCCAAAAAUUUUUGCACUGUGCAACACAUUUUAUUUUUUCCCGGAAACUUUUGUCGAAUUGCAUUUAGAAUAGAGUAUUCAACCAAAAAUUAUCAUUUCAGGACACAGUCGUCGAACUUCUCAAUUCCGACGAGCUCAACAAAAUAUUCGAGAAGAAUGAGGUCGAAGGCCUCGAGGCGGAGCGUCCCAACAAACCCCUGGAUGGCCUGGCGAAACCGGACGAAGGCUUCUUCACGACCUUCAAGAAGGUCGGAGUCACCUUGCCGGCUAGAAUUUUCACAACAACGUUUGGAGAAUUCGAUUUGAAUUUGAACGAAGAGCCCUGCACAGUGCAAUACGAGGAUAUGGGAUGCAAAUUGAAUCGGAUUGAUGUAAGAGCGGCUUAGAAUGAGUGAUAUUGCGUUUCAGGCGAUCGCCGCGGUCAUGAGACAAGCGCAAAAGUAUCAGAAAAACGGGACCAUUCAAGAAUUUAUCAGUACCGCGCAUUUGGAUCAAUUCAAUAUACGAUUGAUGGUGGUGAAAAAGGUAAAGUAAGGGGUUUUGAGUUAGGUCGAGCAUUUUAGGCAGAUAUACAGUGGCGGACCUGAUCCAGUGGCAAAAAACGUACCAUUCUGCAUCCGGAAGUAUCAAAAAUGUGGCAAAAUACCUCCCGCUCCAAGUGAAAAAAAACUCAAAUUUUAAACGCGCGCCUUCAAACCGGAGUUUGUUCACUUGGAGAGGGAGGUAUUUUGCUACAUUUUUGAUACUUUCCGGAUGCAAAAUGGAACGUUUUUUGCCAUUGGAUCAGGUCCACCACUGUAGCCCGGAUCGGUUGAAACAAAUAAAUAUACCACUUUUAACGGCAUACUGCCAACUAUUUAUAUUAUUUUAACCAUCAAAAAGUGAUUUUUUAGUCAACCAAACUUUUUCGUAUAAAAUGUCACCUGACUUUGAAAACGGGGAAAUUUCGUACUGUGGUGACCAAUAUAUCAUGAUGAAAACCUAGAGGGUCCAAAGACACUAGAAAACUAACGAACUCUACAAAAUUUCCCAUCUAAACCGUCAAUUUAUAUUACUUUGCCCAUCAAAAAACAAUUAUUUUCAGCUCGGCCCAUCGAUCGAAAAACAAGUUCUCAGUGGUACUUUAAGCUCGGGAGAGAAGCUAAAACUAGUCGCCGAGACUUUUAAAUGCAUGGAAGACCUUCAAGUAUCCAAUAUUGUCCAUCGAGACAUCAAACCGUCAAGUUUUCGCUACGAAUUUGAUGGCGCAAAAAUCUUCGUCACUAAUCUUGGACUGGCCCGAAUCCCCCUCCCGACUCCGAGAAAAAACGUGCCAUUCUUUGGAAGUUUAAUCUUUGCCAGUCCGGCCAGCCAUCUAAAGUUGGAGAGGAGUCAUUUCGACGACAUGAUCUCGUGGUUUUUUGUUAUUCUUUGGAUUUUCAAUCAAAACGCUUUGAUUUGGAAGGAUGAAACUGAUGUAAGCCGGUGUUUUAGGACUUCUAGUUUCCCAAAAUCGAAUCUCAAAGAUUGAAUUUGCCUUUUUGGACACAUUUAAGCCUUUGUUUUUAGAAAACCAAGAUUUACCGGCUCAAACGUGACCUCCUGAAUAAAACAAAUGUCGAAAAGCAUCUAAAAAAGCACGUGGAAAAUAAGAAAGCUAGAGAAUUGCUCCGCCAAGUGCAUGAGUUGAUCGUGGAACUGCCCGACAUGAAGAAGAUUUCCUAUCGAAAGAUCAAACAGCUCUUUUUGCAGAAUAGCAAGGAGAAAUCUAACCCUUCUUAA
Messenger RNA from Bursaphelenchus xylophilus (pine wood nematode), 5076 nucleotides. Lineage: Eukaryota; Metazoa; Nematoda; Chromadorea; Rhabditida; Aphelenchoididae. The record is from the annotation of a GenBank genome assembly.